Lasiodiplodia theobromae is the source of this 843-nucleotide messenger RNA. RefSeq names its product BTB/POZ domain containing protein. The record is from RefSeq and is a predicted model, not a curated record. Gene Ontology annotation, cellular component: cytoplasm. Gene Ontology annotation, biological process: regulation of proteolysis; proteasome-mediated ubiquitin-dependent protein catabolic process. The transcript is spliced from 3 exons. NCBI's taxonomy places the organism in Eukaryota, Fungi, Ascomycota, Dothideomycetes, Botryosphaeriales, Botryosphaeriaceae. Gene Ontology annotation, molecular function: ubiquitin protein ligase binding. Bases 1 to 843 code for a protein of 280 amino acids.
AUGCCUCGGUAUGACGAUUACGACCUGCCCUAUUCGUUCGCGGGUAGCCACGAAGGUCAAAGAGAACUGUUGGGUCACCUGAAGAAUACGUGCUUCUCGGAUAAGUUUAGCGACAUGAAGAUCCGCCUCAGCAACGGCGAGGAGAUCAACUGCCACCGCGCCAUAGUAUGCGCCCGAUGCCAGUUCUUCGAUAAUGCCUUAAAGGAUAAUCGUUUUCGGGAGGGCCAAACGGGAGUCAUUGACAUGCCAAACGACCGCCCACACGCCGUCAAGGCGCUCCUGGAGUUUUGCUAUAAAGGUGGCUAUACUGUCAGCUCGGACCUCGAUCUCUCCGACAAGCUGCUUUUCCAGGUCGACGUAAUGAACGUGGCUGCCAUCUACAAGAUGGAAACACUGGAGAAUAUCCCGGCUGGCUGGGUCUACUCAUGCCUUACUAACAACUGGGAUGCCGUAAUACCUAUUCUGCCGGACGUCUACAGGAUCCUCCAGCACCUGGACAGUCCGACUCGGUCAAAGUGGAGUCCCUACAUGCUCGACACGCUUCUGAAAGGCGCUCUCGAUCACAUAGACCCGCUAAUUGAGACGGAGACAUGGGAAGGCCUCUGGAACCAUGCACGGGAUUUCAUGGAGGAAAUGUCCCGUGGGAUGGAAGAGAAAUGGUAUCGUCAAGACUGGCACAUCGACCUGGCGGAGAAAUGGCUCACGAAGAUGCUGGGCGCUGAGGCUCUACGGGUAGUGCAGUGCCCCACUCGGGGCUGUGCAAUCAGAAAGAAGGGAGUCAUUAUCUCGGGAGAGCCUGUCUGGACAUGCCGCAGCUGUCAGGUUAAGGUUAGGCUCGAUUAA